Molecule: messenger RNA, 3588 nt
Organism: Penicillium canescens
Lineage: Eukaryota; Fungi; Ascomycota; Eurotiomycetes; Eurotiales; Aspergillaceae
Product: SH3 domain protein
Exons: 5
Coding region: 1-3588 (1195 amino acids)
Biological process (GO): protein transport to vacuole involved in ubiquitin-dependent protein catabolic process via the multivesicular body sorting pathway
Cellular component (GO): ESCRT-0 complex
Molecular function (GO): protein binding
Source: RefSeq, a predicted model, not a curated record
AUGUCCAGCCCGCCCUUUACGGUCCGGGCGGUCUUCGAGUAUGCUUCGGGCCAUGAUGACGACCUCCCCUUUCCGAUCGGUCAGAUCGUGACCGUCACCGCUCUGGAGGACGACGAUUGGUACUACGGUGAAUACUCAGACGCCUCGGGGGCUAAACAGGAGGGCAUAUUCCCGAAAAACUUCGUCGAAAAGUAUGAUCCCCCGGCUCCUCCGCGCCCAUCCCGUCCCAGGCCGAAGAAGGAGCCCGAACCUGCGCCAGUGCAUUCACCUGUGAUCGAAAGCCACCCGCAGCCCGAGCCCGAGGUAGAGGCACAGCCCGCGGAGGAUGAUCAAGACAUUGCACCCCCACAGCCGCCUGUGCCCCAAUCUCCUCCCCUGCCUGCGACUACUUCUGUCGCAGAAGCUGCAUCGUCGCCCCCGCAGCCGGCAAAGGCGCCCGCUCCCGCUCCUCCGGUAGCCCCAGUUGAACCCGCUUCCAAGGCACCGUCCUCCAAACCCGCUCCCCCAGCUGUUGCGGAGAAGCCUUCGGGAUCCUCGUUCAGAGAUCGCAUUGCUGCCUUCAAUAAGCCUGCUGCAGCACCAAUUACGCCAUUCAAGCCUGGUGGUUCUCAGCCAUCUUUUAUCAAGAAGCCUUUCGAGCCUGCGCCUCAGGUGUAUAAGAGAGAGGAGGACCCAGAUGUCAAGGAACAGGUUGCCCGCGAGCCUCCGGUCUCCGAGACACGCCCUCCUCCCAUUGUUCCCAUGGAAGGUGGUGAAGAGGAUGCAGAGGACCAGCCUAAACCAACCAGUCUGAAAGACCGAAUUGCCUUACUUCAGAAGCAACAAUUAGAGCAAGCUCAGCGUCACGCGGAAGCAGCUCAAAAGAAAGAGAAGCCCGCUCGCCCUCCCAAGAAGUCCUCAGAGGAACCUGCAGCCCCCGCAGUUCCCGUGACACCCGCAGCCUUUGAGGAGGGACCAGAGUCUCCUUUGGUUGAAGGAGCUCCGGCCGCCCGGGAUCCCAGUGUUGAUACAGUGAGAGCCCAAGCUCCCACUGCACCACCACCCGUCCCCUUCUCACCCACCGAGGAAAUUGCCAGUGAUACCAACGACGCCGAUGCCUCCGCUGCUGCAGACUCCGAAGACGCAGGAGAGACAUCUACAAGCAAGGAUGACGACGAGGAGCAGCCUCGUCCAGUUUCCAAGCGUCAACCAUCGACCCGAGCUGUUGAACAAACUGCUGAGGAGGCCGAUGUGGAAGAAGAGGACGAGGUAGAGGAAGAGGAAGAAGAGGAAUUGGACCCUGAAACCAAGCGCAGAAUGGAACUGCGCGCGCGAAUGGCAAAGAUGAGUGGUGGUAUGGGUAUGAUGGGUCUCUUUGGACCACCUGGUGGGGGUAUGCCGAUGCCAGGCAUGGCUGCCCCUGGUGCUGGUGCUCGCAAGCCCAAGACCCCUGGCGAGUCUGAGAAGAGAAUUGCUGAGCCCGAACCUGAGCCUACCUCGCCCGCUGCUGCACCCCCAGUUCCUAUGGUCCCCCUUCCUGGAAUGAACUUGAAUACCAAGCCGGUCCCCUCUUCUACAGAUGUAGAGAAGGAGGAGGAAGAAACGCUGGCGACCCCCAUCACUGAACAACACUCUGCACGCGAGGUGCCAGACGUUGAAGAGGUCGUCCAUGAAGGCGCAGUUCCUCGUGGAUCUAUUGACCGGCCUCCCCCGGCACCUCCAUCUCAAGAACGUUCGGCUCCUCCUCCGCCUCCUCGGGAAUCACGGCCUGUUCCACCUGUGCCAGCUGAACAACCGGGUUCCCCUCCGCCAGUUCCUGGAGCCCGGCCUGUGCCUGUUCCACCCAGACCCACCACCGCUGACAAGGGCGAAGAGUCCGAUGAUGAAUUGUCGGUCCAUGCAAGCAACCUAUCAUUGAAUACUACGGGUCAGCCCACGGCUGCUCCACCGGCUGUGCCUGCUCCUGCGAUGCCUGAUCAGUUGGAUUCUCGUCGUUCUUCGACGUAUGACUCUGCUUCCUCUCCAGCCCUGACCCCUGCGGCUGAAAAGAGAGCCAGUCGUCCACCACCUCCUAUCCCAACCAAUCCACCCUUGCCACCAUCGCAGGGACGCGCCCCGCCUCCACCUCCUCCCGGCCAAAUUCGUCGCCGAUCUACUACUGACAGUCGCACCAGUGCGAUGUCUGGUCCCCGACAGGCUGGAGAAGAGGCAGAAGGGGAGGUGACCGAAUACGAUGGGGAUUACGACACUGAUAUUGCAUCGGGAGUCAAACACAAGGACGCCUUGAAGUCUCACGAGCGUGACUCCAGCUUUGACGAGGCCCCCAGGAAGCUCGGCAACCCCCCGCCUCUUCCGCCAACGGCUCCUAGAGGCGUUCCUCCUCCACCCCCAACCCAGCCGCCCCGUAAUGCUCGCGCGUCUAUCGACACACCCAGGGGACCUCCUCCUCCCCCACCGAACAGAGAGCCGGUUGGUGGUGAUGAUGAUGAAUAUGAUCCUUUCAACUACACCGCUCCUCAGCAUGGCCUCCCCAAAUCUCCCGGUAUUCCGCAGGGGCGCCCUGAGGCGCCACCUCCUCCUCCGCCGCCACAGCAAGCGAACGAUGACUAUGAUGAUCUGUAUGACGCCCCUCCAGAACUGCAGAGUCCAGCACAGGGAAGUGCCACUGCUUCGCACCAGAAGCGGCCCUCGUUGGUUCCUCCGCUUCCUCAAAGCCAGGCUCCAGGCAUGCCAUCUCCAUCUGCAGCCCGAAGCCAGCGCGCAUCGAUGGAUCUAUUGAGAAAUCAGCCUAACCUUCGUCGGUCCAUGGAUGUUUCUCGCCCGUCGGUUGAUCUUGGUUACAUUGCUGCCGAUGUUGAUCUCUCUGAGACUACUCUCUGGUGGGCCCAACCCAACACUCCACCUCCGGUUUUCCAAAACCGCAAGGAUCUACUUUUCGAGAUCGAGGAGUCUGCUUCUACGAAGCGCGGUGGAAAGACAUCGGUCUCAAAGGACGUUUAUAUUCUGUUCAUCGAUUACUCCCAGACGAUCGUGAAUGUCCAAUUCGACGCUAAGAACCCCGCGGAUGCUUCUCUUGAGCAGCGCCAUGAGUCCCCACCUCUCCAGCCCCGUCAGGAUCAGUUAGAGCAGGCCCAUAUCCAUCUUGGAACCAAGAUUUCCGAAGCCGUCAACUCGAUUCAGAACUCCACCGUUGGAGACGGCACUCCAUUUGGACUGGUGCAGUACCUGCUCAACCCUCUAUCUGACGCUCUUCUCCCCGUCGGCACUCGUGGAUACGGUGCCUUGGUCUAUUCAAACCUGGCCAAUGCUUCUGUAUCCCAGAACGACGAAAUCCGCGCUGGUGACAUUGUCAGCUUCCGCAACGCUCGCUUCCAAGGCCACCGUGGCACAAUGCACCAGAAGUACAGCGCUGAGGUUGGCAAGCCCGACCACGUAGGUAUCGUCGUUGACUGGGACGGCACGAAGAAGAAGAUCCGAGCCUGGGAACAAGGCCGCGAGAGCAAGAAGGUCAAGAUGGAAAGCUUCAAGCUGAACGAUCUCCGCAGUGGCGAGUGCAAGGUCUGGCGUGUGAUGCCCCGUAGCUGGGUAGGCUGGGAAGCCGGCAAAUAA